Cydia pomonella (codling moth) is the source of this 5697-nucleotide messenger RNA. Its product is annotated as thrombospondin type-1 domain-containing protein 7A-like. The transcript is spliced from 29 exons. Bases 99 to 3884 code for a protein of 1261 amino acids. Lineage: Eukaryota; Metazoa; Arthropoda; Insecta; Lepidoptera; Tortricidae. Gene Ontology annotation, cellular component: extracellular matrix. The record is from RefSeq and is a predicted model, not a curated record. Gene Ontology annotation, biological process: cell adhesion.
CGCGCGCAGCGUAACUGUGCGCUCGUCUGUCGCGUCUGUGAUCGUCGCCGAAUAUUACUGUGUUUUAGACUAUGUGUACUGAGUGAAUCACAGAUAACAUGAUGUGGGCGUGGUUAGUGCUGGCGCUGUUGGCUGCUGCCACCGCUGAUGAGGCACAGGAUCCUGAAGGACUGAUGGAUGUCGCUGCAGAAACGGUUCCCAGCGCAGAUUACUCCGUGUACGUGGGGAGAUGGACGGAGUGCUCACCGCUUGGGGAGGGGGAACAUGCCACCAGAUCUUUACUGAGAUUCAACGUGCACGCCGAGGCGGAUUCCCUGGUGCACUCGCCGAGGCUGGGGCUGCAGCGGCGGCAGGUGCAAUGCCGGAAAAAGGAUGGACAGUUUGUGGAGAACAUGUAUUGCGGCUCAGCCCUAGCGCGCGUCGGGACCUCCCGCGUCUGUAUAUUACGAGAAGACUGCUCCCUAGCUGAAUGGAUGCCGUGGAGGCCGCGGACGGACGGUGCGCUGGUACGGACGAGGCGCGUUCGGAGGUUACCACAUGGCAACGGCAAGGAAUGUGACGUAGUAGAAGAGGUCCGACCAGCAGCUCUGGAAGCGACAGCCCACUGGACCCCUGGACCAUGGGGCGACUGCAAAGUGGCCAUUGAGAUGACUGUUACGCCUAAACCUGCCAACGACGACGACAACGACGAAGCAGACGACGAUGCAAUUUACGACGAUGAUGAGGCGGACGACCUGGACGAUCGCGACACAAGUCCUGCGAGUUGUGGUGGUGGCGUACAGAGGAGAGAAGCUACGUGUGUGAGGGCGGAUGGAAAGACGCUGCAUCCUGUCCAGUGUGCUCAUGCGCCGAUGCCUACGCUUGUGCAACCCUGUGAGGUCCCUUGCCCUCGAGACUGCGAAGUAGGAGAAUGGAGCGAAUGGGAAGCCUGCCAACCGACUGACAAGUGCCCCUUGAAUCCGGUGCAGCAGCUAACCAGCAGUGGUUACAGCGUCCGUCGCCGCCGCGUAACCGCAGCCGCGUCCGGCGGCGGCGCCCCCUGCCCGCCUCUAGAAGAGAAGAGAACUUGCGCUGCGCCGCGCUGUGCAGCAUGGAAACCUCUGCCGUGGGGCUCCUGUGUACUGAACCAACCGCACACUACUUGUGGCCCUGGACGGAGGAGCCGAGAACUGAGAUGCGUUGGACAUAAUGGGAAGGAGGCCCCUCGCGCGUGGUGCAGCGACACGGGCGCGCCGGGGCGCACGGAGCGCUGCCGCAUCGCGUGCGCCGGGGACUGCGUGGUGUCCGCGUGGGGCGCCUGGGGCCCGUGCAGCGCGCCCUGCGCCGCCGCCGCGCGCCCGCCGCCCACCCGCACCCGGGCGCGGCACAUACUGGCCCACGCCUCGCCAGAUGGCUGGCCCUGUCCAACCGAAGACCAGUUAGUCCAACAUGAAACCUGCAACACACACGCCUGUGCCACGUACUCUUGGCUCGCCACACCCUGGGGGCCCUGCGAGCGCCGCCAGGACUACAUGCCCGUCUCCAACUACACCGAUUUGUUGGACGGAGAAACAUUUAACGAUAGCGACGAUGAAGAGCCUUGCGUUGAAGAAGGAGAAAUGACCAGAGACGUUAUGUGCGUGCAGAACAACGCAGACGUUGUCCGCGAGGCUUUAUGUGCCCCUCUCCGUCGGCCAGCUUCGCACCGUGCCUGCACAGUGCGGUGUCGACGAGGCUGCCGUGUCGAAGCCUGGAUGCCGUGGUCUUCUUGCCCUAAUACAUGUGAUCCCGGCAAGCAGAUCCGUGUGCGCGUAGUGCACGGCGGACCGAGCUGCGGUCCUUCACAGGAGUCACGUGCGUGUCCCGUGGCGCGCUCGUGUCGUGCGCGUGACGCGGCCUGGGUCGCCGGCGAGUGGAGCACUUGUCGGUUACCACCUGGCGAGCGAGCCGGCAUCGGGCAUAGAGUCAGAAGUAUUUGGUGCGGCUCCGCCUCUCACCGCGUAAAUGCCGGCGCGUGUGCCGGUCAACUAGUGCCCCAGAGUGUCGCAGCUUGUCGCGUGCCUUACGACACUGUUGUCGCCACAGUUACCUGUGAGCACGUCUGCGCUGAGCCACUAAAAUACUUGGAUGCAUCUGACCCAGACAUCCCCACUUGCACCUGCAAGAACGUGUCUCUGGAACUCCUGCCGAGUGACUCUGACUGCAUUCUUCCUACCGGCAUUGAGUGUGGGGAAGGGAGAGCACUAAGAGCCGCACGCUGCAUGUUCGGCGGACGAGAUGUGCCCAUGGAUGUGUGCAAGAAGUUCCACCCUCUUACUGGACCGCGUCGAGUCCGCGAAGCAUCGACCGACGGCUACACGUACGACGAGGAGUUCCCGUCGCUGCUGCGUGGCGCGUGCAGCGUGCGCUGCGCGCGCGACUGCGGCGCUGGCGCCUGGGGCGAGUGGGGCCCGUGCGCCGCCGAACCCGGCUCCCGCGCCGCCUUCCGCUACCGGACCAGGGAAGUGCUAGAAGAAGGCUCGGCGGGCGGUCGUGAAUGCGGCGCGACUCUCCAACGAGCUACCUGCGCCGUCUCCGAACCGCGCUGGGUGCUCGGCGAGUGGUCCGUUUGCACCCCGCGCCGUGUUCUCUGCGGCCGCGCCAUCAUCAACCGCACCGUUGCAUGUGAAGACGGCGAAGGCAACGUCCUCGAGGAUCCAGCCUGUGAAGCAGCAGGUGCAGGCGGAGCGCCAUCUCGAGACGCGACUUGUCGCGCGCCCUGCCCUGGGGACUGCGUUGUCAGCGCCUGGUCUGACUGGAGCCCUUGUGAACAGACUAAAUGGGGUGGUAGACGCGACAGAACACGGGUGGUACUACGUCCAGCAGCGGAAGGUGGAGCUGCAUGCCCGCCACUCGUCAGCGCUGAGCCCUGUUCUCCGCACUCCUACUCCUGGCACGUGGCGCCCUGGGAUGACUGUCAGCCUCUAGGUGGCUCACCAUGUGGUGAAGGAACGAAGAGACGAUCCGUCCGCUGCCUGCGAAGUGAUGGUGUCUUUGUCAACGACACUUUCUGUCCCAACACGACAUCAACGGAAGCGAGUGAGUCUUGGUGCUAUGUGCCAUGCGGAGUGGACUGCGAAUUAAGUGAGUGGAGUGCUUGGGACGCCUCCGCUUGCUCCUGUGGAGACGCGUCCUCUGCACGACAUAUGAGACGCAUCAGACAGCGCCUGACGUCGGCGGUGUGGCCGGGGCGCGCGUGCCCGGCCAGCGAGCAGCGCGCGCCGUGCCCGCGCGAGCCGUGCCUGCGCCUGCUGGCGCGCCCCGUGCUCGGCUGCCACGUGCAGACAUCAUUAGGUCAAGAAGCCGACGGUGCCUGCGGCUGGGGCGUGAAGAUCUCCCGUGUACGCUGCGAGCUGGCGGGCGCCGGCGACGACGGCUCCGACGCGUUUCUGGAGCCCUGGCGCUGCGCCCCCGCGCUGCCAGGCCGCAUCGUGGCGCCGCCGCUGCACUAUCAGGAGGAGUCAUGUGAGGUGGAGUGCGGCUGCAAGGAGUCCUCGGCCGGGCAGCCGGGCCCGUGGGGCGCGUGGGGCGCGUGCCGCGGCGGCGCCCGCAGCCGCUCGCGGCAGCUGCUCGUGCCGCCGCGCGAGGCCUGCCGCACGCCCGCCAGAUACGUGACAAUCGAGUGGGCGAACUGCACCGUAGGCGAGGAGACUGACCUGCUGGUAUACGAGCCGCGCGACGAGACGCCGCGCCGCGCCUGGCUCGACACCGACUACCACGACGGUUAUAUUGAGGGCAGCAGUUCCCUGCUGGCAGUGGUGUGGACCGCCACCAUUGUGCUCAGUGUGUACGGAGCGUUCAUGCUGUACCGCGGACUGAUCAGAUGUCUUCGGAGCCGAAAGCUGAAGACCAUCACCAAGGUGUAAGCCAACAGGGACUUACUUUGAGACUCGUCACCCUGAGCGCAAGCCAGGCCCUUCACUCUGGACCUCACCUGGUCCUUUUUGUUGUCUGUUUACCCCUUAUGUUAUCAACGUGUCUGUUAAAUGUUAAGUUUACUUUCAGCUUACCAAAGAUUACGUUAAACGUUUGUGAUACGUUGCUCUCUUCCUUGUUAAUGUAUUGCGAAUAAGGGAUUCCGUAACUCCAUAUCAUCUACGAUAUGCUACAUUUACAGUGUAUUGACAGUAUGUAAUUAGUAUUAUUGAUAUAUCAACUAUAGCCAGCAACAGUCUGUCCGCAGGAGUGCUUCCAUUAUACGACGUAUGCUAAUUUAGACGGUUUUGAUAACUUUUCCAAGCAAACGAUCACCGAGUGACGGCCUUCGGGCUUCUGGAUUGACAAUAUGUAUUCGUGUAGUGGUCGUAGCCACUUAGCGUGGGCUCCGCCCGAUGUCCCUCGUCCUUAAGAAUUGUUUUUAAUGGCAGCGAAUAGCGGAUCAUACAAUCACCGUGGUUUGUUCAAAGUUAUUAGUGUUGCUUAAGACUAGAGUCCUUUGAGUCAUCUGCUUUAUGACUCGACUGUGUUUUUCAGACUUGUGUAAUUAAGACAAAACUCGAGUUCAUUUCAACUUGUUAGAGUCGGGAGUCUUUUGUAGAGAAGGAGUCUUGAGUCCUUCUCGGAGAACACUCUUUUUUACAAUCUAAAAUUCAUCUAAAAUUCUAAAAUUCGCGUGUUGGGUACACCAUUCAAUAAUGCUUAAUUUCUUUACUGCGAUUAGUAUUUAUAUAAACCAUACCCAUACAUUUUUGACGGCUCAAUAAAAGACUCGACUCGGAAGUUUUUUUUUAUCGCAGAGCCUCGUUAAAACGAGUCAAGUUCUUUGAAUGUAGACUAUGUCCUACCAACACUAGAAGUAAUAUGUACUGAUGCUGUUUUAGAUAGGAAAGUAAACCAUGUGGUCAAAAUACCGUGUGGAAAAUUGGAAAACACGAUGGCGUGUGUAAUCCGCUAAACGCUGGGCGUAGAAGUCUAGCGUAAGCGCAGGAGAUUUGAUUAGAUUGUCCUAGAGACCAAGUAAGACGUGACACAUCAUUCCACAUAUCAGCUAAAUUUAUAAAGUCGUAUCGUCUUCUGUACCGACUGAUAGGUCACGGGAUUAUUGCCCGCUCGCAGAAGACCAACAAAUGCUUCUGAUAUCAUUGCGUAGAGCUUUGGCGCACAAAUACCUAACUAAUUUAUGAAUAGAUUAAGUACCUAUAUUAAUCAUAAUAACCUGAUCAUACAGUUUCAAGAUAAUAAUCGUGUAUAACACUUUUUUGUAGAUUUUGCAUUUAAACCCAUGUAUUGUGACGGGUAUUUAUAAUGUGAGUGUGUUCUCGAAUUCCUUCAACCUUUCCGUUCUUCGGUCUUCGUCUGUCUAAAGGAAUCUUUAUGUAUAUCAAAAUGUCUUUAUUUUCGGAUACGCAUAAGUUAUUAUAAAUGUCUACUAUAAAAUCGUUAUUGCUUACGGCAAAUUGUUCGCCUCAUCUCGUUCCUUUACGACAAUAUUGAAAUAACUUAUUUUUAUAAAGCAACAUUUGUUUGAGAGAUUCGCUACUAUGUCUACUUUUCUAUUCUUGUCACUAUACUAUAGUUUCCGCCCUUGAACUGUGACUCUUGUACCGUAUUGUAACCAUGUAUAUCAUUAGGUAUGUACCGACGCCAUACAACAUAUUGAUGUGAAACAUGAUAGUUAAGGGAUCGUGUUAGACAAUACAAUAUUUGAUAUUUAAUAAAAUUUGAUUGUGUUUUGAUAAA